Messenger RNA from Mesocricetus auratus (golden hamster), 5285 nucleotides. It is a transcript of the gene Abl1, whose product is annotated as ABL proto-oncogene 1, non-receptor tyrosine kinase. NCBI's taxonomy places the organism in Eukaryota, Metazoa, Chordata, Mammalia, Rodentia, Cricetidae. The transcript is spliced from 11 exons. The record is from RefSeq and is a predicted model, not a curated record. Gene Ontology annotation, molecular function: non-membrane spanning protein tyrosine kinase activity; protein binding; ATP binding. Gene Ontology annotation, biological process: protein phosphorylation; regulation of apoptotic process. Bases 392 to 3817 code for a protein of 1141 amino acids.
AACGUUUGCAGCACGCUGGGGAGUUGAAGUGACUUUUAGUACUGUUGAGCCUUUUCAGACUUCCCUGUGAAUAAAUAUUUCUAUCCAAAAUUCGCCUCUUGCAAAGGAACAGUCCUCAGCCCGCAAAAUAGACCGAGUCAAGAAGCUUUUGGGUAGCGUUGCGAUUACAUGACUUCCAAUUAAUUAACUUGGAAAAAGAAUUCCAGACUCCUGUUUACAUGUGCGAACCUCAACCUUUCUCCUGGAAGUUGUCUUUCUGUGACUGACCCCAGUUACUGCCGUGGAGUCAGUGGUGUGAAGUUCUGGGUACAUACUGUUUCCUGCUAGUCCCCACGAACCGUUCUGGAAGAUCUUGAACCCUCUCCUGGAAAGGGGUGCUUAUCAUUGCUUUAUGGGGCAGCAGCCUGGAAAAGUUCUUGGGGACCAAAGAAGGCCUAGUUUGCCGGCCCUUCAUUUUAUCAAGGGGGCAGGGAAGAGGGACUCAUCGCGGCAUGGGGGUCCACACUGCAACGUGUUCGUGGAACACGAAGCCCUGCAGAGGCCAGUGGCAUCUGACUUUGAGCCCCAGGGUCUCAGUGAAGCAGCUCGAUGGAACUCCAAGGAAAACCUUCUUGCUGGGCCCAGUGAAAAUGACCCCAACCUUUUUGUGGCACUAUAUGAUUUUGUGGCCAGUGGAGAUAACACGCUCAGCAUCACUAAAGGUGAAAAGCUCCGGGUCUUAGGUUAUAAUCACAAUGGGGAAUGGUGUGAAGCCCAAACGAAAAAUGGCCAAGGAUGGGUACCAAGCAACUACAUCACCCCUGUCAACAGCCUGGAGAAACAUUCCUGGUAUCAUGGGCCUGUGUCCCGAAAUGCUGCUGAGUAUCUGCUGAGCAGUGGGAUCAACGGCAGCUUCUUGGUUCGGGAGAGUGAGAGCAGUCCUGGCCAGAGGUCCAUCUCCCUGAGAUAUGAAGGGAGGGUAUACCACUACAGGAUCAACACCGCCUCUGAUGGCAAGCUCUAUGUCUCCUCGGAGAGCCGCUUCAACACUCUGGCCGAGUUAGUUCACCAUCAUUCCACGGUGGCUGAUGGGCUCAUCACCACGCUCCACUACCCAGCUCCUAAGCGCAACAAGCCAACCAUCUACGGCGUGUCCCCCAACUAUGACAAGUGGGAAAUGGAGCGCACAGACAUCACCAUGAAGCACAAGUUGGGCGGAGGCCAGUAUGGGGAGGUGUACGAAGGCGUGUGGAAGAAGUACAGCCUGACGGUGGCCGUGAAGACCUUGAAGGAGGACACCAUGGAGGUGGAGGAGUUCCUGAAGGAGGCUGCAGUGAUGAAGGAGAUCAAACAUCCUAACCUGGUACAGCUGCUAGGGGUGUGUACCCGGGAGCCUCCGUUCUACAUCAUCACGGAGUUCAUGACCUAUGGUAACCUGCUGGACUACCUCAGAGAGUGUAACCGGCAAGAGGUGAGCGCUGUGGUGCUGCUCUACAUGGCCACACAGAUCUCCUCAGCCAUGGAGUACCUGGAGAAGAAGAACUUCAUCCACAGAGACCUUGCUGCUCGAAACUGCCUGGUUGGGGAAAACCAUUUGGUGAAGGUGGCUGAUUUUGGCCUAAGCAGGUUGAUGACAGGGGACACCUACACGGCCCAUGCUGGAGCCAAAUUCCCCAUCAAGUGGACUGCGCCCGAGAGCCUGGCCUACAACAAGUUCUCCAUCAAGUCAGACGUCUGGGCAUUUGGAGUGUUACUCUGGGAGAUUGCUACCUAUGGCAUGUCACCUUACCCAGGAAUUGACCUGUCACAGGUUUAUGAGCUUCUGGAAAAAGACUACCGUAUGGAGCGCCCUGAAGGCUGCCCGGAGAAGGUCUAUGAACUCAUGCGAGCAUGUUGGCAGUGGAAUCCCUCUGACCGGCCCUCCUUUGCUGAAAUCCACCAAGCCUUUGAAACCAUGUUCCAGGAGUCCAGUAUCUCAGAUGAGGUGGAGAAGGAGCUGGGGAAGCGGGGCAUGAGAGGAGCUGCUGGCAGCGUGCUGCAGGCCCCAGAGCUGCCCACCAAGACCAGGACCUGCAGGAGAGCUGCUGAGCAGAAAGACGCACCUGACACCCCUGAGCUUCCCCACACGAAAGGCCUGGGAGAAAGCGAUGUGCUGGACAGUGAACCUGCUGUGUCCCCACUGCUUCCUCGAAAGGAGCGCGGGCCCCCAGACGGCCCCCUAAACGAAGAUGAGCGCCUUCUUCCCAAGGACAGAAAGACCAACCUGUUCAGCGCCUUGAUUAAGAAGAAGAAGAAAAUGGCGCCAACGCCCCCUAAGCGCAGCAGCUCCUUCCGUGAGAUGGAUGGCCAGCCAGACCGCAGAGGGGCUAGUGAGGAUGACGGCCGGGACAUCAGCAACGGGCCACCAACUCUCACUCCCUCAGAUGCAGCAGAGCCUACCAAGUCCCCAAAGGCCAGCAAUGGGGCUGGUGUCCCCAAUGGAGCAUUCCGGGAGCCAGGCAGCUCAGGCUUCCGUUCUCCCAACCUGUGGAAAAAGUCCAGCACACUGACCAGCAGCCGCCCAGCUGCCAGUGAAGAGGAGAGCGGCAUCAGCUCCAGCAAGCGCUUCCUGCGCUCUUGCUCAGCCUCCUGCAUGCCCCACGGGGCCAGGGACACAGAGUGGCGGUCAGUCACUCUGCCUCGGGACCUGCCGUCUGCUGGCAAACAGUUUGACUCAUCCACCUUUGGGGGACACAAAAGUGAAAAGCCAGCUCUGCCUCGGAAGCGUGCCAGUGAGACCAGGUCUGAGCAGGCGGCCAGAGGCACCGUGACACCCCCUCCCCGGCUGGCGAAGAAGAACGAGGAGGCUGCUGAGGAAGUCUUCAAGGACAUGGAAUCCAGCCCAGGCUCCAGCCCUCCCAGCUUGACUCCCAAACUCCUCCGUCGGCAGGUCACCGCCUCUCCUUCCUCCGGCCUCUCUCACAAGGAAGAGGCGACCAAGGGCAGUGCCUUGGGGACUCCUGCUGCUGCUGAGCCAGCACCCCCCAGCAACAGAGUCGGCCUUAACAAGGCACCCUCUGAGGAGACCCGAGUAAGGAGGCACAAGCACAGCUCAGAGUCCCCAGGGAGAGACAAGGGGCGGCUGUCCAAGCUCAAGCCCGCCCCACCACCUCCACCUGCCUCCGCAGGGAAAGCCGGAAAGCCUGCACAGAGCCCCAGUCAAGAAGUGGCUGGGGAGGCAGGUGGGGCUGCCAAGACCAAAUGCUCAACCCUGGCUGUGGAUGCUGUGAACAGCGACCCCGCCAAGGCUGGCCCACCUGGAGAAGGACUAAGAAAGCCUGUGCCCCCAUCUGUGCCAAAGCCUCAGUCUGCUGGAAAGCCUCCAGGGACCCCCACCAGCCCGGUCUCCACACCCCCCACAGCGCCAACACCUUCAUCCCUGCCCGGGGACCAGCCAUCUUCUGCCGCCUUCAUCCCCCUCAUAUCAACCCGCGUGUCUCUUCGAAAGACCCGCCAACUGCCAGAGCGCAUUGCCAGUGGCACCAUCACCAAGGGUGUGGUUCUGGACAGCACUGAGGCCCUGUGUCUUGCCAUCUCCCGGAACUCAGAGCAGAUGGCCAGCCACAGUGCUGUGCUGGAGGCUGGCAAGAACCUGUACACGUUCUGUGUGAGCUACGUGGACUCUAUCCAGCAGAUGAGGAACAAGUUUGCCUUCCGUGAGGCCAUCAACAAGCUGGAGAGCAACCUCCGAGAGCUGCAGAUCUGCCCUGCGACAGCUUCCAGUGGCCCAGCUGCCACACAGGACUUCAGCAAGCUGCUCAGCUCUGUGAAGGAGAUCAGUGACAUCGUACAGAGGUAGCAGCAGCCAGUGCACGCCAGCCGGAGAUGCUGCAGUCCUCGGGGCUUUUGUGCCCGUAGGAUGGGGGCCAGAGGACUGGGGAGCUGGCAUGCGGGCCAGGAGCUUUACAGAGCGUCAGGCAGAGCCAGGUCUGAGGGAAUUGGCCCUUGUGUUGUGCGCCAGCUGUCUGCACCCUCCCCCAGCCCAGGCACCCCAAGUCACCUUUCCUCACUGCCUGUGUGUGGGCCUCCCGCUCGAAGACUGCAGCUGGCCUGCCAGGCCACCAGGCUCACCCCUGCCCAGUGCCUCAGACCCAGCUCCGAGGUGUGCUCAGAAGGACUGUCCUUUCCAUGUCCUCAAAGAAGAACGUGGUCCUCUGAUCCGCCUUGUCACCAAGGCAUGGAAGUCCCUGGCUUAGGACCUGUCCCAGAGAGGCGGUGUCCAGUUUUCUCAUGUGAAGGAAGCUGUUGAUUUGAGGGCUGUGAGGUGCUAAAGCCAAGGGUCUAGGUGGGUGGGUACUGGAGACAGAGCUGGGGCUGUGUGUUGUCACCCUGGACAGCAAGCUUCAGGUUCAUGGGUGACGGUCGCUGGUUGGCUAGGCCAAGGCUAGUGCUCCAGAGAGCCCCAAAGAUCUGAAUUUCUGAGCAGUUUUCUUCCCCUCUCCUGCCCCUGAAGUCAGGCUCAUCCUCUCUGGUCCUUGCCUGGAUGGCAAGGGUCCCGUUUUCUGGUGUUUUUGAGCACUUGAAAGCUCUGCACAGAAAGGAACAACCACUAGGCACAGACAGCUAGGAAGGACCCCCCAGCCCUGGGCUCACCUGAGCCCUGGCUACUCAGAACUGCUGCCUAACCACCAAGAACAGUGCUUAGCCCAGUGCCCCGGGAGACUGCGGGUGGGGUAGACUUUGCAGGCUUAGCCAGGACCAGAGCAGAGACAGGCGUGGGCGUCUCCUUGACUGACCCAGAGCAGUCAGCUGAAGAGCGGGUGCCUGCCUAGACCUUGUACUGGGCCAGGCGAGACACCGCCACACUCCCUGCUUCUCCACUCGGCUGCACUGCGCUGGCCACGGCCCCACACUAAUUUUUCUGGUAGAUGAUUUCCUCUGGAUUGUUCUUCGACAGUCCUCAUAGCACGUCCCCUCCUUGCCUCCAGCGGCCGUUCUACAGCCCAAGGGAGGCAGUGCCACACUGCCAGCGGCCUUGAAAAGCCAACCCCCCCCAGCCCUGACACCAUGCUCACGAGGUACCGACCCGUCUGUCUUGCUGACAUGAUGCGCCACUAUAUUUUGCAUUAUACUUUGGUAUUACACUUUUUUAAUAGACUUGCUCUCGUAUAAAUGACAUGUAAAUAGCCCACUGCUGUGCCCACUCUGGCACACCGACGGCAUUCCCCUUCUUCUCAGUCCAGUACAUUUUGUUCUGUAUAUGAUUCCGUGUUUUUUGAAUCCAAAUCUCUCUGUAGUAUUUUUUAAAUAAAUAAGUGUUUACAGAA